Messenger RNA from Microthlaspi erraticum, 924 nucleotides. NCBI's taxonomy places the organism in Eukaryota, Viridiplantae, Streptophyta, Magnoliopsida, Brassicales, Brassicaceae. The record is from the annotation of a GenBank genome assembly.
AUGAGCCGGCUCCGAGCAUUUUCUUCGCCGGAUUUAGUUCCUUCUGAUUCUGGAUCUGUUACUUCACCAACAAGAAACUACGAGCACCAUGAAGAUUCUGGAUUAGAAGGCAUCUCUACGAAUAUUAAGCUACUCCUGAAACUCGUUCAAGAUCACAACGAAGCAACCUCCAAGCACCGCGAUGAAUGGAAGGCACAGAGAGUUAACACGAUGAUGACGAUUCUCGAUGAUUUAAAGGCACGAAUCCAGAAAGCUCAACAAUCAUCAUCAUCAGGGAAAAAAGAGCUUAGACGAUGCAACACAGAUCUGAAACCGAGUCAUGGUCCGAGCAAGAAUCCGUUAAAGCCGCCGCAGAACGACCUCGAUGACACUCAGAAGCUGAGAAGAGAGCUAACCGCGAGCAUGGCUGCAAGAAAGAGUCUUCAAAUGAUGUGUUCAAGUUUAGGUAAGGAGAAAGAGAUAAUGGCUAUAGAGCUUGCGAGGAAAGCUCACGAGCUGACCGGAAUGGAGGAGCUUAUUAGUGAUCUCAGGGCCCAAAACGAGAAACUACUUAAGAAAGUACAGAAUUGCGCGGUGGAGCACAAUAAGGAGAAGAAAGGAGAUGGUGAUGGAAGUCAAGGAGACGAAGAUAUGUCUCUUCAGGGAAGAAACAAAGAGCUUUCUGAACAGCUUCUCAAGUCUAUUGACGGAUACAGAUCUCUGAAGAGGAGAUACAAAGAUGCUCAAGAGGAGAAUGGAUCGAUGAGACAAGUGCUUAGAGAUUCUGCAGAAGAAGUGAGUGUUGGGUUUCAAAGACUAACCGAGUUGCAUGAAAAGAUCGGAAGAGAAGAUAAUGAAGUGAAUAUUGAGAAUGAGAUUUCAGAUUUAGAGAAGUUGUUUCAAGGGCUUGGUUUAAAGAUCUCGAAUCAUUCACAGAAGAAGUAA